UUAUGCUACUACCAGCUACACAGUAUUGUUUUUUAUGCUGCAUUCUCUAUUUUAUUGUACCCACUUUUCAUAGUAUGUGUUAUGCGAUUGCAAGCUACACACUACUGCUUUUUCUGGUGCCUUGUUACCAUCAUCAAUCACAAAACCCAGUAUCCAAAUCUACACUCUCGUCCACGCUGUAAUGGCAGACAGUGUAGUUUCCUUUGUUUUAGAUCACUUAGCCCAGCUUGCCGCACGCGAAGCUAACUUGCUGUAUGGCGUGGAGGACAGAGUCCAGUCUCUCCAGUACGAACUUCAAAUGAUCAAAGACCUCCUCAAUACCACAAAGAGAAAGAAGGGAAUGGAAUGUACUGUAUUGAACCAAAUCAGAGAUGUGGCCAACUUGGCCGAGGAUGUCAUCGACACUUUCGUAGCAAAAGUUGUCAUUUACAAGAGGAGAACCAUUCUGGGGAGGAUGCUCCAUGGCUUUGGUCAAGCAAGGUUGAUCCACCACGUAGCCAAAAAAAUAGACAAGAUCAAAACCACUCUCAAUGAGAUACGCGACAACAAGGACAAAUAUGAUGCUUUCAAAGAAACCAAUAAUCAAUCUGAAGCAGAAGAGGCGGAGGAGAAGGAAAGGUUGCAAUCGUUGCACAAGCUAAGAAAAGACGUGGAGGAAGAAGAUGUGGUUGGCUUUGUCCAGGUCUCCACGGAUGUGGUCAUGCGACUCCAGGAAGGUGGUUCAAAUCGUAAAGUUGUCUCUAUCGUUGGCAUGGGGGGAUUGGGGAAGACCACCCUUGCCCGAAAGGUCUAUAAUAGCGACCAGGUGAAGAACCACUUCGAUUGUCGUGCGUGGGUUUAUGUCUCAAACGAGUGCAGAGUUAGGGAGCUUUUGCUUGGCCUUCUUAAGCAUUUGAUGCCAAGUUUUGAACAACCACGCAGAGGCAACAAGAGAGGUAAGAAAAACGCCGAAGACGUUAACAGCCCGAGUGAGGAGGAGCUGAAGAAACAGGUGUUGAACUGCUUGGAGAGUAAAAAGUAUCUUGUGGUGGUAGAUGACUUGUGGAAAAGGCAGGAUUGGGAUGAGGUGCAAGAUGCUUUUCCGGACAACAACAGAGGCAGCAGAAUAUUGAUAACUAGUCGUUUGAAAGAGGUGGCCUUGCAUGCUGGUGAUGAUGUUCCUCAUGAUCUUCGGUUCCUGAGCGAAGAAGAAAGUUGGGAGUUGUUUUGCAGGAAAGUGUUUAAGGGUGAAAACUGCCCUUCUGACUUGGAGACCCUGGGAAAGCAGAUGGUUCAAAGUUGUCGUGGUUUGCCGCUCUCCGUCAUUGUUUUAGCAGGGAUGCUAGCCAAGAAGGAAAAGUCACAUAGAGAAUGGUCUAAAGUGGUAGGUCAUGUUAACUGGUAUCUCACUCGAGAUGAAACCCAAGUGAAGGAUAUAGUUCUCAAACUCAGCUACGAGAACUUGCCAAGAGCAUUAAAACCAUGUUUUCUCUAUCUUGGGUUAUUUCCUGAAGAUUUUGAAAUACCUGUUAUGUCAUUAUUGCAAAAAUGGGUUGCAGAGGGUUUUAUACAAGAUACAGGAAAUAGAGACCCAGAUGAUGUUGCGGAAGACUACUUGUACGAGCUCAUCGAUCGCAGUUUGGUCCAGGUAGUAAGAGUGAAGUUGAAUGGAGGUUUGGCGACGUGUCAGGUUCAUGAUCUUCUUCGAGAUCUUUGUAUAUCAGAGAGCAAAGAGGACAACAUGUUUGAAGUUUGUACAGACAACAAUGUUGUAAUCCCUACCAAACCUCGUAGACUAUCCAUUCAGAGUGAUAUGAGUCACUACAUUUCUUCAAGCAACAAUGACCAUUCAUGUAUUCGUUCCCUGUUUUUCUUUGGGCCAGAGUAUGGUGUUUAUGGGAGAGAGUGGAAAUGGCUUUUGGACGACUUCAAAUUGGUUCGAGUGUUAGAGUUUGGACCUAACAGCUGCGAAAAGAUCCCUUCCAAUUUAGGGAACUUCAUCCACUUAAGGUACUUAAGAAUAGACUCAAUGUAUGUUACAUCUGUUCCAGAUUCAAUACUCAACCUUUGGAAUCUACAAACCAUAGACCUGGGUUUUUGGGAGAGUGAAAGUCCAAUUUCUUUCCCUGUUCAAAUGCGGAAACUCAAACAUUUAAGGCAUUUGAAUACAUCAAGGUCUCUCAAACUGCGAGGAAGAUGUUCAGAAUUAGAUGAGAAGAUGUGGAAUCUUCAGACCAUUUCUCCCCUUAUACUCAAUAAGCAAGCAACAUCUUUACUAAAGAAAGGAACAUUUCCCAAUAUUAGGAGGAUGAAUUUGUGCCUGAAGGCUGAUGAGUAUAAAGGUGAAUUUCCCAAUUUAUUGCCGAACCUACAACAAUUAAGGCAUUUGAAUAAAUUGAUUAUUGAUAAUGUUGGGGACCUUCUAACCUCUGAGGUCAUAUUUCCCCCAAACAUUACAGAGUUAUCCUUGUUAAAGAUUAAGUGCAUCACUGAUAAGGGGUUUAAUGAUCUGGGAAAUCACUCCAAAAUCAAAAUUUUGAGACUUUCGGGAGAUGAAUAUGCCUAUCCAUCCCGGGAUUCCGUUGACAUACAUUGUGUGGAUGACAGCUUCCCACAGCUGGAAGUAUUGGAAAUUAAAUAUUUGCCACUUGGAAAGUGGGAAUUAGGCAAUGGUGCAAUGCGAAGGCUUCAAACUGUGUUUAUCCACCGUUGUCCACUAUUAGAUACUCUUCCAAGUAAAUUUUGUUCUUUGAAUGGAUUGAGAAAAGUGCAAAUAACGGAAUCUCGCACGGGACAAAUCGCUCACAUCUUACGAAUUUUAGAAACAAAUAAUGGAGUCAAAGUCAUUACAGAGAAUCCUCCACCUAUAGAUAAGAGUGAUUGGAUUAUAAAUAUUUACUAGAAGUUUGAGAUGUAUUAUACAGUUGAUUAUUUAUUUUAUGGUUGUAUUUUACAUAGAGUAAAUAAAAUGUAACAAGUGAAAUAUGAAUAAUA
Messenger RNA from Vigna angularis (adzuki bean), 2973 nucleotides. Its product is annotated as disease resistance protein RPP13. Lineage: Eukaryota; Viridiplantae; Streptophyta; Magnoliopsida; Fabales; Fabaceae. The transcript has a single exon. Bases 182 to 2881 code for a protein of 899 amino acids. Gene Ontology annotation, molecular function: ADP binding. The record is from RefSeq and is a predicted model, not a curated record. Gene Ontology annotation, biological process: defense response to other organism.